Messenger RNA from Pipistrellus kuhlii (Kuhl's pipistrelle), 2666 nucleotides. It is a transcript of the gene PRRT2, whose product is annotated as proline rich transmembrane protein 2. The coding region runs from base 412 to 1434 and encodes 340 amino acids. The transcript is spliced from 4 exons. NCBI's taxonomy places the organism in Eukaryota, Metazoa, Chordata, Mammalia, Chiroptera, Vespertilionidae. The record is from RefSeq and is a predicted model, not a curated record. Gene Ontology annotation, cellular component: membrane.
UAGGAGGGGACAGACUGCAGAGGCCGGGGCGGGCUGCACUGCACAGGAACACGGCGCGUGGCCUCUUGGCUGGUGGUGCUGGGCGCGCCAAGCCAAUGGAAGGAGGCGCCGGGGCACCCCGGGGACAAGGGAAUCCCUGGGCGAGGGGCUGAGAAGGGGCUCAGAAGAGAUGCCCAGGACCCUCUGGGAGGAGCGAGGGCAUCUGUGCCCCAAACACGCAACAAGAAAACCGCACCCACUGGCGCCCAGAGGCAGCCCAAGGCUGGCGCCGAGAUAGGAUCAUACCCCUCUUAGGCUGCAGUGCUGAGAGCUCCUCUCCUCACACCAAGCUGAUCUCCUCUUCCAGGAUUUGCCGCUGUCUCUGCUGCUCCAUCCUCCCCACAGAGGCCCUCUCCCCUCUCCCAUCACAAGAUGGCAGCCAGCAGCUCUGAAGUCUCUGAGAUAAAGGGGAUAGAGGGGGGUCCCCAGGCCCAGGGCAAAGGGCCUGGCCGUUCUGAGGCGGGGACUGGCCCUCCCCAGGCCCCAGCUGAGGUCCCAGAGGAGCCAGAGGCCCGGCAGUCAGGUCCAGACACCACUCUGGACCCUGUGGACUCAGAGCCCAAGGCUGGGCUAGCUCCAGAAACCACAGAGACCCCAACAGGGGCCCCAGAAACAGCCCAGGCCAAAGAUCUUAGCUCCAGCCCAGGAGGGGAACCAAAGGCCAACUCCAGGCCCAAGGAAGUGUGCCAAGAGCCAGCAGCCAAGCCCGAGACGAGCAAAGAGGCCUCUGCCGACCAGGGGUCAGCCCUGGAACCUGCGGGCCUGUGUGAGCCAGCCUCAGAGCCCGCACCCCAGCUGGACCUCCAGCCAGUUUCCCAGCCCACUCCCAAGCCAGCCCUUCAGACAGAGCCCCUCAUCCAGGAGGAGCCCACACCGGAGGCCUUGACUGAGAGCGUGGGGGAAAAGCAGGAGAACGGGGCGGUGGUUCCCCUGCAGGCUGGCGAUGGGGAGGAGGGCCCCGCUCCCCGGCCCCACUCCUCACCCUCCACAAAGCCCCCUCCGGCCAACGGGGCUCCUCCCCGCGUGCUGCAGCAGCUUGUCGAGGAGGACCGAGUAGGAAGGGCUCACAGUGGGCACCCAGGGUCUCCCCGAGGCAGCCUGAGCCGCCACCCCAGCUCCCAGCUAGCAGGAUCUGGGGUGGAGGGGGGUGAAGGCACCCAGAAACCUCGCGACUACAUCAUCCUCGCCAUCCUGUCCUGCUUCUGCCCCAUGUGGCCUGUCAACAUCGUGGCCUUCGCUUAUGCCGUUAUGUCCCGGAACAGCCUGCAGCAGGGGGACGUGGAUGGGGCCCUGCGUCUGGGGCGAGUGGCGAAGCUCUUGAGCAUCGUGGCGCUGGUAGGGGGGGUCCUCAUCAUCAUCGCCUCCUGUGUCAUCAACCUGGGCGUGUAUAAGUGAGGGCUCUGCCCUGCACUCCAAGACUUUCCUUCCUGUUGGGAGCCAUCUUGGGCCCACCCUCCCCUGCUCCCCUGCCGGGAGCCAAUCGAUGGCCCAGGCCCGCACCCAUAGGGACCAAGGGAGCCUGAGCGGCCUUGUUUACAGCUUCUUUCCUGAUCCUGCAUCUUGCCAGGCUCCUCUGCCAGCCGUAGGCCUCCCUUCUCCCUGCACCGUUUCCAGUCUUCCUGCACUUCUGCCUGCAGCCAGCCCGGCCUCUGGCCUCUCAUCCUGCACUUCCGGAAACCUCCCUGAACAUCUCCCAGACUCUUCGCUCUCAGCCUCCCUGCAUUUCUCCUGACUUGCACUUCUUCAAACCUCCCAAAUUAUCUGCACUUCCAACCUGGUCUCCUCCCCACUCACCCCCAACUUUCAUUGUCUUGCCAUUUCCCCUCCCACACACACUCCCCAAUUCCUCUAUUCCUUCUCUCUUUUUUCAUCUCUCCCUCCCUCUCCACACCCUCCUCCCUGUCCCUCCUCCUGCCUCAUCUCCCCCCAGCACCCAUCUCCUCCCCUAAGGGUACUCUCCUCUGAUUUUUCUGCUGUCACUGAUUAUUCUGCAAAAACUCCAGGACUUAGAUCAGGGCUGGGAAAGGGCAGCAAUGUCGGGAGAGGACCCUCUAGCCCAGGGCUGUUCUCUGUUGGCACGACCCAGGUCCGGAUGCCUCCAGGGUGCCCGGGGUGGCAGAGCUGGCCGGCCAGGGCUCCUCUGGGGGCUUGUGCAGGAUGGUGAGCGCCGUUCCAAACACCGGGGAGAAGGGAGGGGUGCGGCGACCGCCCCUCCCCGGUCGGGCCUACUUUAUUGACCUGCCCCACCUGGGCUUUUUAACCCAGUCGGCAAGUUUCUUAAAGGCGAGAACUGGGGUGACUCACGUGCUUUGUAACGAAAGAACCCCCAAAACAGGACCAAAGCUACCAGCCUCCAGGAGCGCGGGAGGAACGGGGCGCUGAAUAACUAUUUUCUAAGAGGAGGGAAGUGUGUUGCACGCGAUCUUCCGCUAGGGAGGCAGAGACCUAGCUACCACGCGGUUUGGAGUUAGCGGGUUUUUUUGUUUUAUGGGGUUGGGGGAAAAAACACCAAAAAAAACCCUAAAAGUCUACACAAAAAAAAAAAGGAUACAUUAAACUAAUUCUCCCUUUUUGUAUGCCGGAUGCUGCAUGAGUCUGAAACACCAAUAAAUGGAGACUGCAUGAAA